AAAACAACACCAACACCAACACCAACACCAACACCAACCCACGAUUACGACACGAGACACGACCACGGAUCAUGAGCACUGGUGGCCAGCAGCUUGGGGGCGGCGGGGUGUACCUCCUUGACUACGGAGCAGGCAAUGUUCGCAGCGUUUGCAACGCUGUUGCGGUAGCUGGGGUAUCGCUCAACUUCAUCCGGAGCGCAGAUGACUUUGACAAGGCCGACAAGCUCAUCUUUCCAGGCGUUGGCUCGUUUGGCGCCUGCAUGCAUCGUCUUGAGGAGCUUGGAUACAUCGAACCUCUGCGGGCGUUCAUUGCGUCGGGCCGCCCAUACCUGGGCAUUUGCCUGGGAAUGCAGACGCUGUUCAAAGGAAGCGAGGAGUCGCCGGGCAUCGAGGGGCUCGGGGUCAUUGACAGCACCAUUUCGCGUUUCCAGGUCCCCGACCAUCUCGCUGUGCCGCACAUGGGAUGGAAUGGCGUCAACCCACGCCAGUCAUCCAAGGUGCUGGAGGAAGCAGGUGCGAGCAGCAAGUUUUACUUCGUGCACAGCUUCCUUGCGCUGCCAACACGGGGAACCGCGGCCUGGGCGCUCACCACCACCAACUACGGCAUCGAGUUUGUCAGCUCCGUGUGCAAGGGCAACGUGCUGGCCACGCAGUUCCACCCAGAGAAGAGCGGGCAGGCAGGGCUUCGCCUCAUCAAGCAGUUUCUCCUGCAGGACAGCCCCAGUGAGGCUGGCAGCGCUGACAUGGUUGUGACGCCGAACCCACCGCCUACAAACCUUGCACCCCGCCUGAUCGCUUGUCUCGACGUCCGCACAAACGAUCACGGAGACCUUGUUGUCACCAAAGGCGACCAGUAUGACGUGCGAGAGAAGGAUUCUCGCAAUGUGCGGAACCUGGGCAAGCCUGUGGAUCUGGCUGCUCGGUACUAUACGGAUGGUGCUGACGAGGUCACUUUCCUCAACAUCACCUCUUUUCGUGACUCUCCACUUCGUGACCAGCCCAUGCUUGAGGUGCUACGCAAGACGUCUGAGCGCGUGUUUGUGCCGUUGACGAUUGGCGGCGGCAUCCGGGACGUGACAGAUCCCGACGGCACCCCACACACGGCGCUCGAGGUUGCCAGCGAAUACUUCCGCAGCGGCGCAGACAAGGUCUCCAUCGGCUCCGACGCCGUCCUCAUCACUGAGCAGUUUCUGCGCACGGGCGUGAAGACCGGAAAGUCCAGCAUCGAGCAGAUCUCGCACGUGUACGGUGCACAGGCCGUUGUCAUCUCCGUUGACCCGCGUCGCGUGUACGUUGCGUCACCCGAUGAUACAAAGCACCACACAAUCAAGACGCAAGUGCCCGGGCCCAACGGCGAAGCGUAUUGCUGGUACCAAUGUACCAUCAAAGGCGGCCGAGAACCAAGGGACAUUGACGCGUACGAGCUCGCAAGGACGUGCGAGGAGCUGGGUGCCGGCGAAAUUCUCCUCAACUGCAUGGAUAAGGACGGAACGAACAGCGGCUACGACCUUGAACUGAUUGCGGACAUUGUGGAUGCCGUCUCCAUUCCCGUGAUUGCCUCCUCUGGCGCCGGCAAAGUGGAGCAUUUCUCCGCGUGUCUGCGCACGGCAAAACCGGCAGCCGUCCUCGCUGCAGGCAUCUUCCACAGGGAGGAGGUGCCCAUCCAGCAGGUCAAGCAGCACCUCAGCGAGUGCGGCUUUGAGACGCGCCCCGUUGAGUGAUGGCGCACACGACCGCAGAGAAAACGGGGGCGGGGCAGACGAAACGACGAGAAACAGGGGCCGAGGGGAGGAGCGCGAACGCGAGAGGCAAGGAGCGAUAACGACGUGGUAGUAGGACAGGAGCAAAGGACAGCUUCAAGAAGAAUAUCAUCAACACAACAGUACGGACGAACGUAACGCUUGCAAGCAAAGGGGGAGGAGGAGGAGGAAGAAGAAGAAGAAGAAGAACAAGGGCAAGGAGAGGCGGGGCGGUGCGGCAUGGAUCGUCAUGCGAGGGGAGGAGGAGGAGGAGGAGGAGAAACAUGAGGAGGAGUGGAAGUGACAGCCAUGGACUGAUUGAUGGUUGCGCGACGGCUACAUGAUGAGACAGCGAGCGUCUUCGCCAGGAUCCGAUGCACCAUCACCACCAUGCUCUCCUCUGCCAUUGCCCAAGAAUGAAGGCAAGCGCGUUGUGUAUGCAUGUGCGUGUGCGUGUGAGCGUGCGUGUGCGUGUGUAAGUACAAAGAUUUGACAACAACCUGCUUGAAGCAGGA
Molecule: messenger RNA, 2254 nt
Organism: Salpingoeca rosetta
Lineage: Eukaryota; Choanoflagellata; Craspedida; Salpingoecidae
Product: imidazole glycerol phosphate synthase hisHF
Exons: 8
Coding region: 72-1721 (549 amino acids)
Biological process (GO): L-histidine biosynthetic process
Molecular function (GO): imidazoleglycerol-phosphate synthase activity; oxo-acid-lyase activity
Source: RefSeq, a predicted model, not a curated record